This is a messenger RNA of Pyricularia pennisetigena, 372 nucleotides long. RefSeq lists its product as uncharacterized. The transcript has 4 exons. Gene Ontology annotation, cellular component: cytoplasm; prefoldin complex. Lineage: Eukaryota; Fungi; Ascomycota; Sordariomycetes; Magnaporthales; Pyriculariaceae. Gene Ontology annotation, biological process: protein folding; chaperone-mediated protein complex assembly. The coding region runs from base 1 to 372 and encodes 123 amino acids. The record is from RefSeq and is a predicted model, not a curated record. Gene Ontology annotation, molecular function: protein-folding chaperone binding.
AUGGCCGAAAUACAAGCAAAGUUGCAGUCGCUGUCCGACGACUACAAAAAGCUACAGUCGGAGCUGGACACGGCAGUCCAGGCGAGACAAAAGCUUGAGGCUCAGCUGCAAGAGAACCUUGGCGUGCAAAAGGAAUUCGAAAAGAUGAAGGAUGGCGAGACUAUUUACAAGCUUACUGGUCCGAUCCUCCUGAAGCAGGACAAGGUCGAGGCUGACAGCACUGUCAAGGGGCGGAUCGAGUUCAUCAAGAAUGAAGUUGAGCGGCUAGAGAAGCAGAUAAGCGAUGGCCAGGACAAAAUGGAAAAGAAAAAAGGAGAGAUCAUUCAGGUCCAGACCAGCGCCCAACAGCAGCAACAGGCUGUUCAGGCAUAA